AAUUACAUCAGUUACCGACGUAGUUACUAGGUUCUACCUGACUCCAAUCGGUCUGUAAUUCGCCGAGGCACCAGAAAGCCAUAAAACGAUUCCCCGCAGAGAUGUAAAGAAACGAAAUGAACAAGAAAUGCGACAGAAUUUGUGGGUUUGGCACCUAGAGGCGAGGAACCAAUGAGGAGCGAGGAGGCCAGGCGGCAUCAGUCGGGAGAGGAGCGCAGUGAACCUAAAGAACUGUAGAAAUUACAAUGUGCUCGCUAAUUUCGUGAUAUUAAUGUGUGGCAAGAUGGCAGAGGAACUUCUGUCCCUAAAGUGGAAUAACCACCAGGCCCAUUUUGUGGAUAUCCUUACAUUCCUGCGGGAACAGGAAAUUUUUGUGGAUGCCACUUUGGCCUGUGGUGGGAAGCUAUAUGCAGCACAUAAGUUUGUUCUCAGUACCUGUAGUGACUAUUUUAAACAGAUGUUUACUAAGAACCCUAGUAAACAUCCAAUAGUGUUUAUGAAAGAUGUGACAUCUCGUGAUCUCGAAGCUCUUUUGGACUUCAUGUACAAUGGUGAAGUGAAUGUUCCUCAGUCUAGUCUAGGAUCUCUUAUUAAAACUGCAGAAGGACUACAAAUUAAAGGUUUAGCAGUGCCUGAUGACCCUCCUGUUUCUAAAAGAGAACGGGAACGUGAUAGAGAGAAAAAAGAUAGUAAAACCCAACACGAACACCACAGUCCCCCAGCUAAGAGAGCGAGACCUAGAGAAAGAUCGCCUCCACACUCCACUCCCUCCCAACCUCCAGCUUCCCUCCCACAAUCCUCGUAUACUUCGACAACACCUACAGUGCCCAGAUCUCGAUCCCCCCAGCCCCCUGCCCCUUCAGCUGGUGCUUCUCAAAUUGGUAUACCCCCUGUGGAAGCAACUCUAGAUGAGGACAGUAGAACAAGUGUACAGAGUGGUGUCAGUGGACUCAGUGAACAAAAUUCGAGCACAACACCUAGUCUAAGUUCUAAACAAGGCAGCAGUCAACCUGUGGGUAACACAGGAGACAAUGCGUCUCAAUUAGAUCAGUUGCCGCCAAGUCAUAGUGGAGAAGAGCCCUCGCCUGGGCCAUCUGGAAUCCACAAACCCCAACAGUCAAAAGAAGAGCCAGAAAUGGAAAUCAAGCAAGAAGAUGUGGUGGACCUUGGAGAAGAGGAUGAAGGGGACUGGGGUGUUGAAGGGGAUGGGGGAGGGGGUGACUCCUCAGUUGGGUCUGAAAACCAUCCCAAUUUCCCCGAAGUAAUGCUACCCCAUACAGAUGGUUCCAUGCCUCCCUCAGGAGAUCCAGCAAUGGUAGGCGGUGCGAGUCAUGGUGGGCGAGGCUUGAUGGCCAUGACGAUGCCGCUACCAGUGCCAUAUUGGCAGCCAGCACCUGCUGCUUCAGAAGUAGGAAUGUGGGGCAGGAGCAGUGGGGUACGGGGUGCAGGGGAGCGCCGCCACACAUGCUCAGUGUGUGGGAAAGCCUUCAAGCUGAAACACCACCUGGUAGAGCAUGCUGUCGUCCAUCGUGCUGAGAAACCAUUUUCUUGCCCUCUUUGUCCAGCAGCCUUCAAACGUGCCAAGCAAGUCAAGUAUCAUAUGCGCCUUCAUCACAGAUCUCAUGCCAAUAUGUCACCAAAUGAGAGCUUGCAUUCCACCUCAAACACCAUGAACCAGUCACAAUAAAUUUACAUAAAAAAGAAAUAAAGAAAGAUAAUAAGUGUUACUAUAACAGUAAAUAGAGAGGUCUAGGUAUUGGCUUUUCAAGACAAUGACUAAAAUGAAAAUCUAGACAGCAUUUAGAGUGUUUGAAAUUGACUGCAGUGACAAAAUUAGCUAGUAUGUAUGAACUGAAUAAAUGUGAAAAUGGUGUAUGUAUUUUCCAUGUAAAUAUGUUUUGAUAGAAACAAGCAUUUUUUGACAGACAUAAAAGAGGCAUGUUAACACUUGUGUAUAUUAUUUUUCUUGUACAUAUGUUUUUUUCUUAAAAAGAUACUGUAAUGAGAAACCUACAUAGAUUAUUCUCAGUUAUUCUCUUGAUGAAAGUUGUAGUUUACUUGGAAAUUGAUUAUGAAUAGUUUUGUAUUUUUGUUAAAGGGCAGCACACAGUAAUUCUUUAUUUUUUUCUUCAAUUUUAGAUAGAUCCUGAUAUAUAACCAGUCUUAGUUGGUUUUAAAUUCAUUGUAACUGCCAUAUUAUCUGAGCCCAUGGACUUUAAGAUUUAUAUUGAGAAUUAGAUGGGGAAAUAAAGAUUUUAAUGGAGAUAGAGUACUUAGAUCAUUGGUAAAUAAUUGGAAGUACAUUUAAUAAUUUCUACUAGUAGGAAUUACCCCUACUUGUAUGGUAUAACAAAUUCUCAUGUUAUAAGAUUUUUAAGAUUUUGUAUAUGAAUGAAAAGUAGAUAAAUACUUGCAAAAAAUUAUAUAAUUGUGCGAGGUACUAAUUAUCUGUGGGGAGAACAUACGGUAUUCUGGUAUUUGUGCAGUAUUUCACUGGAAAGCAUUUACUGAGAAAUUGCCUUUUCAGUGUUAAACAGUAAUAUCAAGUUACCUAAACCUGUUUUGAGAAUAUACUACAAUGAAGAGGAAAAAGUAGAUUUUUUUUUACAUUGCCAGUCAUAGUAGCACAAAGAAUGCAUUUUGAUAUUGAGAAAAUUAACCCCCAUUCAAAUGGUAACGGUCAUAAAAUGCAAAUAAUUUUAUUCCGCAAAAGAAACGUCAUAUACAAGUGGGUAAUACAGAGAAUAUAUUGCAGGACACUGUAAUAACGAUGUGGUAUAUCUAAUGCUCUCUUCUCAAUGCUCUACUUUUUUUUUUUCAUAAGUUAUUUUUCCCUUUGAUCUCUCCAUAAUUUUUCAUUAUGAAACAUGUUACGCCGGAAAUGAUGUAUGUAUAACCACUUCACUGAAAGUAGCAGUUAUGUUUGAUACAUUACUUUUGCAAAAUUACUUUUUUUUUUGGUAAAAGGUUAUUACAUAGAAUAAACUUUCCACUACUUUCUAGAGUAUAUGUUAAAUUCACAUCAUGUAUUUUGGAUGGACUAUGCUCUUGUGUAGAUAGUAAAAAUAUAGCACAUGUUCAUAUUUCCCUGAUCAUUAUUUUCAUACUAGUCUUGCUUCAGCUCAAGAAGACGAGAAGUCUAAAAAGAAAUGGUUGACCGGAAGAGAAUAGCAUAGGAUUUUUAAAGAAUUUGUAUGAGAAUUUAAAUUUUAAAAGCAGCUGCCUAAGCAGAAACAAAAACAGUGAAGGCAAGUGAGCAUACUUAACAUCAUUAAUUCUUAAUAGCCAAUGGCUUAGUAUUAUUUCCUUGUUGGAAAGGACAGGACAGGGGUUAAGAAAUGCUUAGCAAGACUAAAUAUUUACCUUUGCUGUAUUAUUAUUACUGGAAUAGAAUAAAAAAAAAAAAAAAAUGAAAUCAAAGAACUUUUGAUCAACUUUUAAAUUAUAUAUAUUUUAUGGCUUCAGGGUUGUUUUCAUGUAAAUGGAUAAAGUCCAACCAAUUUCAGAAAUGUAGGUGAAGUUGUGUAGAUUGUAGAAAGUAGUGGAAACUAUCCCUGUGUGAUAAUUCCAUAAUAUGCUUAAUGGUGGUCUACUCCAUUUAAGUAUUUCUUCAUUGAUAGGGAAGAAAAAUUUAUUCACCUUGUUUUAGAAUUCAACAUGUUUAAUUCCAUCUUUGAAUAUGUUAGUCUUGAAUUGCCUACUCAAAUAUGUGUGCAGUACAUAAUUUGCACUCGUGUACCAUCCCAAGAGAAAUGCAAUUCUUGUAUCAUUUAAAGUGAUACAAACAAGUAAUGGACAUAGAAGAGCACAUUCUUAUUAAAUAUCAUAAAACACGAAACCUUUACGUUAACCUCUUCACCUCUGUCAGGGACAGUGUUUCUCCACCAGAUUAAAUUAUAUGGCAUCAUUAGGUGUGCGGACUGUUUGUUUACUUCAAGUUUUCAAUUUUACUUUGCAGUUUCUAUAUACUUGGUGAAAAGAUUGUGAUUUCCAAGAAGACAUGAUGGGUAUUUUUAUAGAAUUAUUGUUAAUGAUAUUUGUAACUAAUUUAUUCACAUACCCCCAAAUAUAUUAGACUGCUGUAUGGAAAAAAGUUUUGCUAUAUUUUAUUCUGCUAUUCUUCCAUUUUUU
Messenger RNA from Penaeus chinensis, 4131 nucleotides. RefSeq names its product longitudinals lacking protein, isoforms A/B/D/L-like. Gene Ontology annotation, molecular function: protein binding. Gene Ontology annotation, cellular component: nucleus. Gene Ontology annotation, biological process: regulation of transcription by RNA polymerase II. Bases 272 to 1687 code for a protein of 471 amino acids. The record is from RefSeq and is a predicted model, not a curated record. NCBI's taxonomy places the organism in Eukaryota, Metazoa, Arthropoda, Malacostraca, Decapoda, Penaeidae. The transcript has 5 exons.